UCGGUUCCGGAAGUACACAAACACAGCGCACUCACGUUGCUUUUUAGCAAUGGACACCAUACAUGCUUGUUUCAAAGAGAAAAUCGGUGAAGUGCUUUUACCCGGAGAUGUGUUCUCAUUCAGGUUGCCUGAAUCUGGAGAUGGUAGUAUCAAAACCGAGAAGACCAUAUGCGGUCCAGGGCUCCGGAGAAACGGAGAGGAAGUUCAAGUGUGUAAAAGUGGAAUUUUGCGCCAUAAACAGCCAAAUAUGUACUGGAUAGACUCUCAGCAGAGACGGUAUGUACCAGCCAAAGGUGAAAGUGUGAUCGGCAUUGUGACUGCAAAGUCUGGAGAUAUCUUCAAAGUGGAUGUGGGAGGAAGUGAACAGGCAUCUCUUUCAUACCUGGCAUUUGAGGGAGCAACCAAGAGGAACAGACCUAAUGUGCAGGUUGGAGAUCUGGUGUACGGUCAGUUCACAAUUGCCAACAAAGAUAUGGAACCCGAGUUGGUUUGUAUAGACAGCUGUGGCAGGGCCAACGGGAUGGGGGUGUUUGGAGCUGAUGGGCUGCUGUUUAAAGUAUCAUUGGGACUUGUGCGAAGACUUCUGGUUCCUCAGAGUGAAAUAAUAAAGGACCUGGAGAAGAUUUUUCCCUUUGAGCUGGUCGUUGGGAUGAAUGGCAGAGUGUGGGUGAAAGCAAAGACUGUUCAGCAGACGCUGAUAGUGACCAAUCUUCUGGAGACAUGUGAGAACAUGACCUCACAACAGAGACAGACACUGUUUAAGAGAGUGGCAGAUGGAUGCCUCUAGAAGACAUCUGAAAUACCACUUUUCCCACAAUACACCUGGUGGCGGACAUGCCAGAAUUACACAUCAGUUUUCAGAUGUUUCCAGUUUUGAAAACAGAAUAAGGAAGAGAAGUCACCAUUUCUCUUUAAAGAAGCCAAUACAUUUGUCUUUUUUCUAAAAAUUCACUUUUGUAUGAGUAAAAAUGAAUAAAAUCCUGGUGAAACAACAAA
Onychostoma macrolepis is the source of this 996-nucleotide messenger RNA. It is a transcript of the gene exosc3, whose product is annotated as exosome component 3. The coding region runs from base 50 to 787 and encodes 245 amino acids. NCBI's taxonomy places the organism in Eukaryota, Metazoa, Chordata, Actinopteri, Cypriniformes, Cyprinidae. Gene Ontology annotation, biological process: poly(A)-dependent snoRNA 3'-end processing; exonucleolytic trimming to generate mature 3'-end of 5.8S rRNA from tricistronic rRNA transcript (SSU-rRNA, 5.8S rRNA, LSU-rRNA); CUT catabolic process. The record is from RefSeq and is a predicted model, not a curated record. Gene Ontology annotation, molecular function: RNA binding. The transcript is spliced from 4 exons. Gene Ontology annotation, cellular component: cytoplasmic exosome (RNase complex); nuclear exosome (RNase complex).